Molecule: messenger RNA, 1212 nt
Organism: Scleropages formosus (Asian bonytongue)
Lineage: Eukaryota; Metazoa; Chordata; Actinopteri; Osteoglossiformes; Osteoglossidae
Product: early growth response protein 3-like
Exons: 2
Coding region: 1-1212 (403 amino acids)
Biological process (GO): regulation of transcription by RNA polymerase II
Molecular function (GO): DNA-binding transcription factor activity, RNA polymerase II-specific; RNA polymerase II cis-regulatory region sequence-specific DNA binding
Source: RefSeq, a predicted model, not a curated record
AUGACGGGGAACCGCGCAGAGCGCCUCCCGCAGGUCAUGAGCGCGCUCAUGAACCCCAUCUCGGACAGCCUGUACCCUGAGGAUGAGUCCUCCUCUGCUCUCUUCAGCACCACCGAGGCGGAGUCCCUCUCCACCUACGGUCAUCCCGCACAGAUGAGUGCAGAGGGGAUUGUGGACCUAGAAGUUGGCACUGACAAGGGAUCCUCGGACCUCCAGUACAGCCCCGGGUUCCUCUUGGGGCGCGGUGGGCCUACAGUGACCUACACAGGGAGGUUUGCCUUUGAUGCACCCCCAUCUGGGGGGUCUAGCUGGUGCUCGGACAACAACAUUGUCAGCUUGGUGAGCGCAGGCAUCCUGGGUGUGGCCCCAGCACCCAACGUAGUGGCUACCCCAACGUCUGUGGCCGGAGGCAGCUUGGAGGGAGCACCAUCAGAGCUGGAGCAGGUGUAUGGCACACCCCUACCCGUCUACUGUGGCGACCUCUACCAGGACCAGGUAUGCUUCCCUCAAAGCCCAUCUGCGAACGGCACCACCAGCACCAGUGCCCCGCUACCCUUCCCUGGUGUGGAGUACGAUGCUAGUGUCAAACCAUCUCCAGAUGGCAGCCUGUAUUCGGUGGUCCAGGACUACAGCCUCCUCCAAGGUGAAAUGGGCACUCUGGAGCAGAAACCUUUUCAGGCUGUGAACCCCCCACCCAUCACACCCUUGGAGACCAUUCGCGCCUUUAAGGACAAGCAGGGGGCAACAGGGGGACCACGGCCACCAUUAGUCCUCAAGCCAGUGCGACUGAGGAAGUACCCAAUCUGUCCUGGCAAGACACCGGUUCACGAGCGGCCACACCCGUGCCCAGCUGAGGGCUGCGACCGGCGAUUCUCUCGCUCAGACGAGCUGACACGCCACCUGCGCAUCCACACAGGCCAUAAGCCAUUCCAGUGCCGCGUGUGCCUGCGCCGCUUCAGCCGAAGUGACCACCUGACCACACACGUGCGCACACACACAGGUGAGAGGCCCUUUGCUUGCGACUUCUGUCCACGCCACUUUGCUCGCAGCGAUGAGCGCAAGCGUCACGCCAAGGUACACCUCAAGCAAAGGGACAAAAAGCUGCUCAGCACCGUGGGAGUGGCCGACGCGGUGGGUGCGGCUUGUGAAGUGGUCAGUGGGGGCCAUAGAGAAGGCAGCAGCACGACUGUUGCUAUGAGCAACAGCACUUAA